Molecule: messenger RNA, 4975 nt
Organism: Ceutorhynchus assimilis (cabbage seed weevil)
Lineage: Eukaryota; Metazoa; Arthropoda; Insecta; Coleoptera; Curculionidae
Source: the annotation of a GenBank genome assembly
AUUUAUUUAUUUCUUGUUAUAUCUCGGGAUUGAACAUUUUCAAAAUAUAGUUUUGAUUCUCUUUCAUUUUUGAUAAAUAAAAAAACAAACUGCACACACAAAAUAAUUAUUUUUAAAAUUUGACAUAUUCGACACUAAGCUAAGACAGGCGUCUCACGCCAUGAUACUGGAACGGUACAAAUCUAGUGCGUGGCGCCCCCGAGGUGCUCUAGAGCGCGGAGCGCGCCAUGUGCAUACUGAGCCGCUUUCCAGUAUUCACAUUGGCGUGAGACGACUGUCUUAGUGUCAAAUAUGUCAAAUUUUAAAAAUAAUUAUCUGUUUGUUUGUGCAGUUUGUUUUUUUAUUUGUCAAAAAUGAAAGAGAAUCAAAACUAUAUAUUUUAAAAUGUUCAAUCUUGAGAUAUAACAAGAAAUAAAUAGAUAAAUAGCCACCCACAGAUGUGACAGCUGAUAGGUGACGCGUACGUACAGCUCGGGGGCUCAACGCCCCGAGUAGCUCCGGGCGUCACACUCCCAUACUGGAAAGCGGCUGGAAUGCUCGUGUGUCGUAUUCGAUAUCGAGACAAUUUUGACAGUAAUCAGCUGGCUUCAAUUCAAAAGUCAAGAAGCUCAAAACUCAAAAGUGGUUUGUUGGAUAUAUUUUUGUGGUAGAUCAUCCAGAAAAGGAUCAGAUUUUUAUCUAUAGUGAGUUUCAAGUGUUGAGACUCUUGGUCGAAUCAUACUAGUUCAGGAAUAUUUUGCUAUUGCACUUAUUUCCUCGUUUGAACAACAUUCACUUCAAUCUCAAAUCUCAUAGAGCAACUUUAUACUUCAGUUAAAAAUGAGCUCUAUCCUGUUCUCGUUACCAGAACUGUUAAAUUCCUACAAAAAAUGGGUAAGCAAAAACCCACAAAUGGCCAGCGAUUAUGAAACCAGCGCCAAAUGGAUUUCGUACUUUAUCACAGGACGAAUAAACAAUUCACAUGUAGUCUCCGAGCUUGUCUAUUGCUUAUCAAACCUAUUAGUAUUAUUUAACGAUGGCAUUAUUAGAAAAAGCCUUCAAAUUACUGUAAAAUCAAAGGUAGAUGAAAUCAAACUUUGGCUGGCAAUAGUGGAAUAUUCUGAAGUAUUUUGCGAACUUUCCGUGCAAAAAAUAUGGGGCAACCGUGGAAGAUGGAUUGUGAUUGUUGCUAUACAAGCUUUCAAGUGUAUAGCAAGGCUAAUGCUUGUCUAUAAGCAUAAAGAGGCAACCAUAGAGAAUCCUCCUUUACCACCACUAGAAAGGGGCAAAUUAGUUAACAAAAAUGGAAAUAAAUUUGUUGAUUUAGGCCAGACUGAAUUCAAGUCAGUUUCUUUUACAUUGAAAAGAUCAGGACGAGUUAUUAGGAAAGUGGAAUCUUCACCACCAUUAGGUUCAAGAACGUGGAAGCCUCUAGAAAUUAAUGGAGAUGUCACAGAAAAUAAAGAAACUAGUCAAGGUAGUUUAGCUAAAAGGCAACUCGUAGCUGAAACAAUUUAUAUAACAAAACCUCUAGUGCAUUUAUUGUCUAUGGGUGUAUUUGGAACGAAAGCUUGGAAGCCUUGGAUGAUUUCAUUAGCUAUGGAUUUAGCCAGUCUUCAACUAUACAAAUCAACACAGAAAAACAAACAUGCCUUAGAUUCCUUGACGAAGAAGCAAAAAUUACAGUUGUCCAAAAGGACAAUGCUUCUUUUAUUAUAUCUAAUUCGGUCUCCGGUUUAUGAAAACUAUAGUGAAAAUAAAAUAAAUGCAUUUUUAGCUGCACUCAGUAACAAUAUUCCGCUUGUUAGAAUAAUUUGCAACCCUUUGAUGCAAUAUUUACCGUUUUGGCAAAGCAAUUACUUUUAUAUGUGGUCUUCUUAGUAAUGUGUAUAAAGUUAAUUUAGGUGUGGAAAAAUGUAAACUGCACUGGGUGGCACUGGGUAUUUAGUUGAUUUAAAGUUAAACUGGGUAUAUUUAAUAUAAUAUAAUAAUUUAACCGACAUUUUAGUGAUAUUAGGUGCAUGAUGAAAUAUAUUUUUUUAUAUUUUCUUUGUAUUGAGGACAUAAAAUAUGUUAAUAAAUUUAAUAUUAUUAAGUAUUCCAAUUAAUUAUUUUUGAGUGGGUAAAAAGACUAUGGAGUCUUGUAGAGGAGGUGAUUUAAAUGAAACACAUUUUAAUAAAUAAUCUUUAUUUUGCUCUAAACUUCUAUGUUAGUAAGGUACGGCAAUUUCCUAUAAAUAAAAUCCAUGAAAUCUACAGUGCUGACUUGCCCGAAUGAACGUUCCGAAUCUCUUUCUGGAGUAAAAGCGCCUGAUCCCAUAAGUGUCUGAAAAAUUUAGGAUUAUGAAGCACAUCAUUUUGAAUUCGUUGGUUUGAAUAUUUGCUGGGAAAAUCAAGAAUCUUACCUACCAUUUGAUUAAACGAUAAACGGCCAUUUAUCAUCUCCAUGACUGUUUCCUCGACAAGUUCCUGCAUGCUGUGGUCAUCCUCAAUGUUCGAAGGUGACUGAAUAGUAUUACUUUGGACCGACCAAAGAUUUGGGUAAGUCUGAUUGAAUAGUAUAAAUUCGGGAGUUACCUAUAAACAUAUUAAAUGUGAAUUUUAGAUUUGUAAAAACAAAAACAACUUGGAUAUUAUCAGUUGUUAACUAAGUGAAGGAUUUAUAUAUGUAUACAGGGUGUCCUUAGUUAAACUGACUGACUGAUAUUUUGAAAACGGGAAAAGAUAACGCAAUGUGAAAAAAUUCCUAUUCUCUAAGAACAAACCGCAUCUUGUUAUCUUUUCUCAUUUCAGGGAUAUUUAGCUGCAAUUAUCUAAAGUAUUAUAAUUUCUAAAUUACCAAAGUCUGAUUAUAGGAGAAUGCAUGCAGUACAGCGGCUCUAAUUUUAUACAUUGGACUUGCUAAAUUUCGAGAGUGUUUUUGCUUUUUUUAACAAAAUCAGUUAUUUCAAUAUUGAGAAUGUUGAAGCCAAAUCUUACCUCAUACUGUUGUAAUAACCUUAAUAGUUUAGUAAUAAUUCCAACUGUGGUACUAAACACUUGUUUCGGCGUGUUUUCGUUUUCCAAAAUUUGCUGGAAAAUACUAAAACAACCUCUCUUUGACAUGUAAUCCAACGUUUGACACAGUCUUUUACGGAUUUCCUUAUCAUCCAAUCUAAUAAUUUUUUUCAGCUCUUUCGAAAAAAUAACACUUGGGAAAACAUCAUCAAACAUGCCUAAAGAAAAAUGCUCUGCUGUUAUCAGAAAACAUCAAUUUGCAAUUUACCUUGUUUCUCCAAACACUUCCUUAUAACGUUGUCCCAAAAUUUGACCGCUUGCUCUUGCACAUCUGGAUUUUUCUCUCUCAGUGCCACUUUUGUUAUCACUUGAUAAAUUUUGAAAUUAUCCGUUUCACUAUUGAAUUCGCAUUGGUAAAUCUGUCGUAUAAGUGUCAGGGCUUCUCUCAGAACCAUCGGUUCUUGUUCUUUGGAUACCAAUUGAAGAAUUUUGUCCUAAAAUAGAUCAAUUUUUGUAUGUAUGUUUAAGAAAUGUGAUAUUUACUCACAAUGAAAUCUGAAUUGAGUAAAGUACCACCUAGUUCCUCCAUCACUAUCAUUUCUUGAAGGCAUUUGAGAGCUGUCGCACGUACCCAUGGAUCAUAAUCGGUCAAUGCCAUAUUCAAUAUUAAAUGUUGAUUUAAUGAUUCAAGUAAGAUUACUUUGAAUGAAGUAAAACCUGGAAAAAAAAAUCGAUGCAUGAUUUGUUUGUUUUUGUAUCAAAAAUACCUCUGUGGAAAUUUUAUCAGCAAUGACAUGAAGCCUAGAAACACCUCAGUGGGGGCCGAUAAUCUGAAUGAAAUCAGCUUCACAGAAAUUUCUCAAAAAAAUUGAAGCAAACAAAACUAUAGUCAAGAUGUUAAGUGAAUUAACCCUACAAGUGUGAAGGGAGAUUCUCCAGAAAUUAGUCUGAAGUGUGGUCUGGUAAAGACCAAAAUCAGUCUAUGAUGAAUCAAGAUUAAAGAUCCAGCUUGACUAAAAUGGAUCAAAUUGAGCUGCAAUACCUAAAUGUGCUCAAUGUUGGUAAUAUACUCAAUAGUUACCUUUAUUCACCUUUUGGCAUAUUGUACAAGUAACAGUCAAUGCAGCAUCUCGCACCUUAGGAUCAUUGCUGAAGCAUUUAUUAAAAAGCAUACUCCCCAAAUCAAGUAUAGUUGAAUUUGGAACAUUGUCAACUAACAAGGCCAUACUCGGUGUCAUGUUCUUUGUUAUUGUAAUGUUCAAAGCUUUGAGGGCUUUUAAAACUACCUAAAAACAAAUUGUUUUUUAGUUUUAGUCGGUUAAAAGCAAACUAUUACCUCUGGUGUCCAUCUGGUUGAAUAAUAUAAAAAAUUAUGAACCAAAUUGGUCAGUUCGAUGCUUCCUAUAGUUUCUCUCCAAGACAAAUCGAAAUUUUCCAAAUAUACAAGAAUUGCAUCCAAUAGAGCUUCAGCUAAAGAUUGAUCACCUUCCAAUUGUCCUAAUUCUGGAUUUCUUUUAACAUAUUUAAUAAAAUCUCGAAGAGAAUAGGUCAAAGAUUGAAACACUAAAGCCAAAUUUUGUCGACUAUACAGCGGCUUAGAUUUGAUGAGGCAUUUCAGUGCAGUAAUUUCGCAUUUUAGUGGUACUUUGUUUAGUAAUUUGCGUAUUUCGUAGCCUGAAAUCGUCAUUGUAUAACUAAAAUCUCCGAGUUUAACUUGGUAAUACUUUCAAGUGAUGUUAUAUCUUACCUAAUUGCAGGCAAUCUGCGCUAUAAAUAUUCAACAAAUCUGAUAAAUAGCAUUUUCUUAGUUCUUCUUCGCUAGUUUGAGGCACUCCAAGUAUUUUUUCGCCGAUUAUUACCAAAGGUUCGACUUGGAACGACAUAAGCUCGUCUUCGAUAUCGACAGGUUUGCCUUUCAGGAAAUACUGAGGCAUUUUGCUCGAUACGUUUUUCCAGUAUUUUUGGGCGUAGUAAUACAGCUCGAAAAUCGCCUCCAAAU